Liolophura sinensis is the source of this 885-nucleotide messenger RNA. RefSeq names its product orexin receptor type 2-like. The record is from RefSeq and is a predicted model, not a curated record. Gene Ontology annotation, molecular function: neuropeptide Y receptor activity. NCBI's taxonomy places the organism in Eukaryota, Metazoa, Mollusca, Polyplacophora, Chitonida, Chitonidae. Gene Ontology annotation, cellular component: plasma membrane. Gene Ontology annotation, biological process: G protein-coupled receptor signaling pathway.
AUGGUUAGUCAAGUCGAAGACCUCUUUAAUGGAUCUGAGUGUCAGCCGGAUACAGAGCCGUGUUAUACCCACGUUGAUGAAUUAAGCCAGGGUCUCCAAUGGUUCAAGAUCAUAUUUCUUGUUCUGUUUCUGAUAGUGUUCGUGUGUGGAGUUGUUGGCAACUCUUUGGUGUGUCUGGUAAUAUGGAAAAACAAGCAUAUGAGGACCGUUACCAAUGUGUUUAUAGUGAAUUUAGCCAUUGCCGAUUUGCUGGUACUGUUUGUGGUUGUUCUACCUACCAUGACUCAGGACAUAUUUGAGACUUGGUUCUUCGGAGAAGCAAUAUGCAAAAUAAUCUUCUUUUUCCAGAGAGUUUCGGUUAUAGUAUCAAUCCUGACCCUCACCGUUAUAUCUGUGGAGAGAUAUUAUGCCAUCUGUCACCCAUUCAGCGUCAACACGACACCAACCAGGGUGGUUCUCAUUAUAGUUGCGAUCUGGGCCUUGGCCAUUGGCUUCGCCUCUCCGGAGCUGGUCUUCUUGGGAAUUUCCAGUUCCAUCUGUGGUCACGAAGAUCAUGGUUAUAUGCACCUCUAUUUUCACAUUUUCGUGAUUGCCUUUUACGUCCUGCCGUUUCUAAUAUUGACGGCAGCUUAUAUAAAGAUAGCCAUGUCUUUAUGGGUUUCGCACGUUGAUGAGUUCUCAGCCACGGGUAGUCGUUCCAGAUCUGGCUCUCAAGGAGCUGUCUCACAGCUAAUCCAGAGACGACGAGCCGCCAAGAUGCUCAUAGCUGUGGUCGUCUGUUUUUUUCUAUGCUACUUUAUGCAUAACAUAAUAGUUAUGCUUAUGCCAGAGGCCAAUGUUGGGGGCAAUGAAAUGUUGAUCAGCUUCGAAUCUCUGAAUCGUUAA